Messenger RNA from Benincasa hispida (wax gourd), 1503 nucleotides. The record is from RefSeq and is a predicted model, not a curated record. Lineage: Eukaryota; Viridiplantae; Streptophyta; Magnoliopsida; Cucurbitales; Cucurbitaceae.
GAGAGGAAAAUGUAAACCGAAAUAAAUAUGGAAAUUGCAGUUGGCGCGGUUCGCUCGGCACUUGUCUUCAACCUCUUGACACCCUCAGCACAAGAAAGGUGGAGAAGGAGAAGUUACAUUUGCAGGAAUGAACACAGGUGCAUGCUAUUUUGCGAAAUGAUAUGGCAAGAAAGCUACCUUUUCAAAUUGGACAACUGGUAGAAUCAUGUUGCUUUCUCAUUGGUUAUCGUGGUGCUUGGUUCAGAUGUAAGGGGUCAUAUAAGAAGCAGACGUGGGGUGUGACUCAAGGCGGAAUAAAGGACAUUGGCUGGAGAAUGGGGAGUCUAUCUUAUGAAUUGGAAUUUAUUGACUUUCCUGAUGAAGAAGUAAAAUGGACAAAGCCAUUUCAAAAACCACCUGCAGCCUUUGGUAUCUCAUCAACUGGGCCAAAAGGGCAGUUGAUGGUGCGUCCUCAGUUUCCACAAGUUUAUCGUGAAAAUCAAUUAUCUGAUGUUAGCACCAAUUCUGAGCUAGAGGUGACUGUUGUUGUGAAUGAUGUCUGGAAGGUUGGGGAUUUAGUUGAUUGGUGGAAGGAUAACUGUUAUUGGUCUGGCAAAAUAAUUGCCAUAUUGGGGGAUGAGGAGGUCAAGAUUGAGCUGCUCCCCCCACCAUUCGGUGAAGGAUUGGCUUAUCGUGCCUCCUCCAAGGAUUUGCGGCCAUCCUUAGACUGGUCUCCCGAAUCUGGCUGGAUGGUCCCUAAUAUGAAGGUGAAUGGAAGUACUCAAUGUGCUCGGGUGCUUAACAAUGGAAGUGUAGAUUUGAGAACUCAGAACGUUAGUGAAGGAAAUGGAAGUGAACCCCCAGCUGGAAAAUCAAAUGCAUCAUUAGCUUUACAGACUAGUUCAAUGCAGCGUACUCAUGAGCCAGCAAGAAAGUUGAAGCGGCUUCUCAGCAACACGACAUCAAAGGAGAAACACAAACACACAACAGAAGUAAAUUCCGAUUCAAACUGUGUAGACAAUAUAGCCAAGAAAACUAGUACGUUGGAGAAUGACUCAAGUUCCCCUGCUGAAAAACUAGAUGCGUCAACUGAAGUUCAAGGUACAAGAAGUGAUGCAGAUGGAUGUAAUGACGGUCAGUUUGUAAAGACUACGGUGCCUGAUGUUAGUUUGAAUUCCACACACCAUGGUUCUUUAGAAGAUGCUAUUUUGGACUUGGAAGAGCUGAUAAACAGGAUUAAAUGGGCCAAACAAAUUUUGGAUGGUGGAAUGGGUUUGCCAAAUGCUUCUGGAUCUUCAUGGAAAUUUGCGGAGCACCGACCCUCAUCUACACCAAAAUGAAGGCAUCCCUAGGCAGGUAUUUUUUUUUUAUUUUUUAUUCUAUUACAUGAACUCUCUGUUGAUUGAAUGGUUUUGAACACUUAGGUUUAACUCGGUAUGGCAACAAUCUUUGGUAUAUGGUGGAUUUUAUCUUUUUUUGCUUUGUUUCCAAGUUUCAGCCAUUAUGAAAACAUAAAUUGAAAUA